Diospyros lotus (date-plum) is the source of this 1275-nucleotide messenger RNA. RefSeq names its product expansin-like A2. The record is from RefSeq and is a predicted model, not a curated record. Gene Ontology annotation, biological process: sexual reproduction. The transcript is spliced from 5 exons. The coding region runs from base 175 to 957 and encodes 260 amino acids. Gene Ontology annotation, cellular component: extracellular region; plasmodesma; plant-type cell wall. NCBI's taxonomy places the organism in Eukaryota, Viridiplantae, Streptophyta, Magnoliopsida, Ericales, Ebenaceae.
CACCCCAUCGUUUAGGCUGUUUCCAAACGCUUGCUUGCCUGGACUCCACUCUCUUUGCCUGGACUCCACUGUCUCUCUGAGUGUGUGUGUGUGUGUCUCUCUCUCCCCAUAUAUAUAUAUAUAUACGUCUCUUUACUCUCCCAUGACAUCCUUGUCUCGUGUUAUCUGAUCGAAAUGGCUUUGUUUCUUUGCUUCCUCUUCGCCAUCCUAAUCUCCUCGGCAAGCGCUUGUGAUCGCUGCUUGCAUCAAAGCAAGGUCGCCUAUUUCUCCAAGGCGUCGGCUCUUUCAUCGGGGGCUUGUGGGUAUGGUUCCUUGGCCGGGAGCUUCAACGCCGGCCACCUCGCCGCCGCCGUCCCCAGCCUUUACAAAGACGGAGCCGGUUGCGGCGCAUGCUUUCAGAUUAGAUGCAAGGACCCAACCCUAUGCACCAAACAAGGGGUCAACUUGAUCGUUACCGAUCUGAACCAGAACAACCAGACGGAUUUCGUUCUGAGCAGCAGGGCCUUCAGGGCCAUGGCCAACAAGGGCAGCGACCAAGCCAUCUUGAAACAGGGAAUUGUCGACGUGGAGUACAAGAGAGUGCCCUGCGAAUACAAAAACCAGAACUUGGCAGUGCGGGUGGAGGAAUCAAGCAAGGCCCCAAACUAUCUGGCGGUGAAGUUCCUGUACCAAGGCGGCCAGACAGAGAUUGUGGCAGUUGAUGUAGCUAAGGUUGGUUCGCCGAACUGGACGUUCAUGAGCCGAAGCCACGGCGCUGUUUGGGAGACGGAUAGAGCUCCGGCGGGGCCAUUGCAAUUCAGAAUGGUGGUGACAUCUGGGUUCGAUGGCAAGUGGAUUUGGGCCCAAAAUGUGCUGCCGACGGAUUAUAAAGUUGGGGUGAUUUAUGAUUCUGGAGUUCAGAUUAGUGACAUUGCCAAGGAGGGGUGCUCGCCUUGUGACGAUGGAAACUGGAAAUGAGAUUAUACGACGACGACGAUGAUAACGAAUUUUUAAAUUUCUUUGUGAAUAGGAUUCAGAUUUUGGUUUUGAUGUCAUGAAUGCAUGGAUACGGGGUUUUGAGUUGUUCGCAGGCAAAGGAUAGCAUAAAGUUGGGGAUAAUAAAAUGCCGCUGAAUCAAUCCGCUCAUUGCUCACUUGCAUUAGGUUAGGUGGUGGAUCUUGUGCUGCAAGGCAAGCAUAAUGCUUUGCUUAUGCUUGUUUAAUUGCGAGCAGGGCCACCUUCAGAUUUUGGGUCGCUAAGCAAGUCAAUAAAUUAAAAUUUUAUUGGAGCUCUAAA